AUGGCCGCCGACUUCGACUUGCUCUUCCUGGUCAACACGCCGGGCAUGUACUACUAUCAGGCCCGCAAUCCCCAGCAGCCCAGGCGGAUCAGUUCGCAGGCGCGCUCGCACGCCGCCAUGGCGUUUCACCGCAAGAGACACGGGGCCGUCCAGGUCAAGGCGUUCGAGACCCGGGCUGCUGGGCUGGGGGGAGGGCGGAAGCUCUUGCCCAAGCCGUCGAUGGGGAGCGGAAGGAAGCUGUACGAAGAGGAAGAAGAAGAGGAGGAGGUGGCGGAGGAAGAUACUAUUACUAAUACGCCGAAUACUACUACCACCUCCACCACCACCACAACCACCAGCAGACAAGAACUUGUUCGAGUUCGUGAUACAUAUUCCAGCCCUCUUCACCGGUUCGAACCACAAUCCCCCCCGCCGAGCCGUGCAGUCGACAUCCUCCCGGGCGUCCCGCACCGCGACUCUCCUGGAUUCCCUGCCGCGGCUGAGUUCUGUGAGUUUCUCAAUGGAAAGAGCAGACGGGAUGCUUUUUUGCCACGGCUUGCUGACGACUGGGUCGUCGCGACCCGAGCGGGCGCAGACAGUACCGUCCGGCCGGAUCUGGUGCAUGCGCCGGUAUUCCACAUCUUCGACGUGAGCAAUACGUUUGCCAAGAGCUACUACGACCUCAUGACCCACGAGGUGGCCUUGCACGCCGGUGUGGCCGUGGUCAACAUGGUGCGCGACGUCUUCCGGUCGAAUUCCCGCGGGGGCAGCAACAACAACAACGCCAGAAACAACAAACGUCCUCCUUCGGCGGAGGUGCUUCGUCUGGUCCAGGUCGCCCUCUCCAAGCUGCGUCAGCAUAUGGCUGCACAAGACGAGGAUCCCGGCGGCGGCGGAGGGGGAGAAGAUCGUGACCGUAGUCCUGGUGGACGUCGUCGUUUUCGACAACGAGACGUUAAUGAUGAUGGUGUGAUCAUCGCGGCGCUGUUCCUGGGACAUAUCGCCAGUGCAUUUGGCGAUCUAGAGGCAUUCCAGAUGCAUCGGCGCGGGAUCAAGACCAUGGUAGAGUCCCGGGGCGGACUGGACGUGCUUGGGCUGGAUGGCAUGUUGAAAUGCUCCGUCUUGCAGUUCGAGUCGUGGUGGACGCAUAUAUACCGCGACACCUCCGUGUUUGCGUCUUCCAAACCCCCAUAUAAUCCUGUAUACCUCUGUCCACCCUUCUCUGCAGAGACGGUAUCCCUCCUCUCCAAGCUACCACCGGGUUUCCGUUGUCUAGCGACCCAAGGGAAACUCGCCGUGGACAUAGUGACCGUCCUGUCCAACAUCGCUUCUUACCAAGACGCCAUCCGGUCCCGUCCCGACGGUGUCGCGCGGCAGAUGGAGUCGGUGGCCUCGCUGCCCGCGCGCAGACGGCACACCGACUUCAGCGACGCCUGCACCUGCCUGCUCGACCCGGCGCCCAACUUUGAAAAGUACCUCGUGUUCGCGCUGAUCUGCUACGCCAGCGUCGCCUUCUCCCCGGACCGGCAUUACCUGUCCGCGAGCCACACGGCCUUUCGAACGCCCAGGCUGCUCCUCACCCAAGACCUUCCGGCCUUUCGGGUCGAGGAGCCAGCGGUGCGAGAUGGAAAUGCCCCGACGAACCAGGCCGGCGACACCACCACCACCACCACCACCGCACAAAUGGACUGCCUGGUCUGGAUGUGGCUUGUCCUGGUCAAUAGCUGGACGGCCACGGAUGGUGCAGACUCCGAAAACGCAGUGUCCUUGAAGAGGGUGUUUCGGGAGAAGUGUCCGGAGGAUUGCGAUUCGGACCGUUUGGAUCGUGUCUUGAGCCAGUUCUUUUGGACAGCUGCUUUAAAGGCGGAGAUGAACGAGGUCUUGGAUGGCAGCUGA
Molecule: messenger RNA, 1875 nt
Organism: Cladophialophora immunda
Lineage: Eukaryota; Fungi; Ascomycota; Eurotiomycetes; Chaetothyriales; Herpotrichiellaceae
Exons: 5
Coding region: 1-1875 (624 amino acids)
Source: RefSeq, a predicted model, not a curated record